AUGACCGUGAACAAUACGUACGAAGCCACCUAUGCAAUUCCCUUGCAUUGUGAGAAUUGCAUCAACGACAUCAAGACAUGUUUGAAAGAUGUCCCCGGGAUCGAUUCGUUGAAUUUUGACAUGGACCAGCAAAUCAUGAGUGUGGAGAGCUCAGUGGCCCCCUCCACCAUCAUCAACACUUUGCAAAGCUGUGGCAAGGACGCCAUCAUAAGAGGUGCCGGGAAGCCAAACUCGUCCGCUGUGGCCAUUUUGGAGACGUUCCAAAACUACACUAUCGAUCAGAAAAAGGACACUGCCGUGAGAGGCCUGGCAAGAAUCGUCCAAGUCGGGGAAGACAAAACCCUUUUUGACAUCACUGUGAAUGGUGUUCCCGAAGCAGGCCAGUAUCAUGCCAGCAUCCAUGAGAACGGGGACAUUUCCAAGGGUGUGGAGUCCACUGGGAAAGUCUGGCACAAGUUCGACGAGCCCAUCAAGUGUUUCGACAAAAGCGAUCUGGGCAAGAACCUGUACAGCGGGAAGACCUUCUUGAGCGCCCCCUUACCAACAUGGCAGCUCAUCGGUCGCAGCUUUGUUAUCUCCAAGGCCCUGGACCACCCAGAAAACGAGCGCUCAUCCGCCAAUGACUACUCGUUUCUAGGAGUCAUAGCCAGAAGUGCAGGCGUGUGGGAAAACAACAAGCAGGUGUGUGCAUGCACGGGAAAGACCGUCUGGGAGGAGAGAAAGGACGCCCUAGCCAACAACAUCAAAUAG
Messenger RNA from Saccharomyces eubayanus, 750 nucleotides. RefSeq names its product copper chaperone CCS1 (gene CCS1). Gene Ontology annotation, cellular component: cytoplasm. Gene Ontology annotation, biological process: removal of superoxide radicals. Bases 1 to 750 code for a protein of 249 amino acids. NCBI's taxonomy places the organism in Eukaryota, Fungi, Ascomycota, Saccharomycetes, Saccharomycetales, Saccharomycetaceae. Gene Ontology annotation, molecular function: superoxide dismutase copper chaperone activity; copper ion binding. The record is from RefSeq and is a predicted model, not a curated record. The transcript has a single exon.